This is a messenger RNA of Lodderomyces elongisporus, 708 nucleotides long. It is a transcript of the gene TIP1, whose product is annotated as transporter. The record is from RefSeq and is a predicted model, not a curated record. The transcript has a single exon. Lineage: Eukaryota; Fungi; Ascomycota; Pichiomycetes; Serinales; Debaryomycetaceae. Bases 1 to 708 code for a protein of 235 amino acids. Gene Ontology annotation, biological process: vesicle fusion with Golgi apparatus; endoplasmic reticulum to Golgi vesicle-mediated transport. Gene Ontology annotation, cellular component: membrane; trans-Golgi network.
AUGCAAUUCUAUCAAUCAAACUACUCCUACCAACCACAACAAUCAGCAUCAGCAAUUGGAGGUUUGGGUGCUAUGGAUACUGGUGCUGCGUUUGGUGAUGUGAGUGGCUCAAUGGGUGGCGGCGAGCUAACUCCAGGGCUCUUUGCUGCUUUUGGUACACUGGGAUACCCUGGAGAACCACCUUUAUUGGAGGAACUUGGAAUCAAUUUCCAGCAUAUCAAAUCAAAGACACUUGUGGUACUAAACCCAUUGAAUAAGGAUAUUCCAAGUGAUAUAAUGAGUGAUUCUGACCUUGCAGGACCAAUACUAUUUGUGUUGUUAUUUGGCACUUUGCUUCUCCUAGCGGGAAAGAUCCAAUUUGGAUACAUUUAUGGUGUAGGAUUAUUUGGAAUAAUCAGUUUACAUUACUUGUUUAAGUUUAUGAGCAAUGAUACAACUAUAGACUUGGUAAGAUCAGCUUCAGUGAUUGGAUACUGCUUGUUACCAUUAGUGUUGAUAAGUGUCUUGGGUGUGGUGACUAGUUUGGACAACUUGUUGGGUUACAGUCUCAGUGCUUUUGCAGUAUUAUGGUGCACUUACUCAGCUAGUGGAUUCUUUGUCUCAGUCUUGAAGUUGCACAACGUAAGACCUUUAAUUGCUUAUCCAUUGUGCAUGUUCUACUCGGUUUUUGCAUUAAUGGCUAUAUUUGUCGAAAAGACAGAGAUAUGA